UUUUCUAUCUUUGUCUGUCCAGGAACGCAAGAGAGGGUAGCAUUGUUGACUGGUCCAGUGGAAUCUCUCAAUAAUGUAGCAGUAUUUAUUCUUGAUAAGAUCAAGGAAUCCCCACAACUAGGAGUCAAGGCAGGAGCAGAAACCAUUACCUCACCAGAAAGAGCAAGACAGGUAAAGAUAGUUGUACCCAACAGUACAGCAGGGCUUAUAAUAGGUAAGGGUGGAGCCAUGAUCAAAUCCAUAAUGGAACAAAGUGGUUCCAGAGUGCAGAUCUCACAGAAGUCUGAUGGCAUCACCCUGUCAGAGAGAGUCAUCACAAUAUCUGGAGAGAGUGAUAACAACAGGAAGGCGAUGUCUUUCAUAGUCAACAAGAUCCAGGAGGAUCCCCAGAGUGGUAGCUGUAAUAACCUCAGUUAUGCCACUAUUACAGGUCCUGUAGCCAAUGCUAAUCCCACCGGUUCUCCUUUUGCAGAGGGGGUCUCACCUACAGUGGCUAACAACAUGGCCGCUGCAGCAGCAGCAGCAGCAGCAAUGGGCAAACCACAGGUCUCAGUGGCUGGCCAGACCUUAUCAGCAACUGCCCUUCCUCAUCCCAUCGGUGGUGGGCUGACCAUUCCUUCCAUGAUGCUCAGCUCGAGGAUUCCCACCAGUCUAGCAGCUCCUGUCCCCAGCCAAACAGAUACCUCCAAUUUAUGCAGUGCCAUGAGCAACUUUGCAGCAUACAACUAUCCAGGUCUAUCCUCCAUUGGCAAUUUUCAAGGUCCCUUUGGUGCCACAAGCCCAUUAUUAGGUGCCACAGCUCCAAUCCAGGCAGCCCCUCAGAUGUUCUCAUCAGGAUUGCUAGGAUCCUACCAAGUAGCUACCACCAUGAGUCCUUCCAGCAAAACAACUCUGUCCAGUCCAUCUCCCACCAGUACCGCCGAUUCACCCUACUCAACCAAUGGUAGUACAAUGGGUAUUUCCAUCCCCAGUGCCCCUGAGACCAUGGUGCCUGGACUUCCAAUGAUGCCACUUGGUGCCACCAUGGCUGGCUUCCCUUCUAUGGGUGGAAUCACGAUGGCAGCCGACCCACAGAAGGAAUCAAUCCUGGAGAGCGAGGUGCCGGAGACCCUAGUUGGUGCUAUUUUAGGGAAGGGAGGUAAAACGCUAGUGGAAUUCCAGAAUCUCACCGGGGCCAAAAUCCAAAUCUCCAAGAAGAAUGAAUAUGUUCCAGGCACACGCAACAGACGGGUAACGAUAACUGGUCCAGUCACAGCAGCUCAGAACGCACACUUCCUGAUAAUGCAGCGGUUGGCCCAAGAGGAGCAGAAUAGAGCCUUGAAGGGUACUACCUAAAAAUCAAUUUAGUGAAGAGUCGUGCCUCACUCUCACUCACUAGAAAUCUUUCUUAUUCACCAAAGCAUCUUGGAUGACCAAGAUUUACCAUAGUAAUUAUAUAACAAGGAAAGUGUGCCUUGUGUGUGGAAGACAUUUACAGAUAGGCAGGAUGAUCAUAGUCAUGAAAUCACUCAUUUUUAUGAGAAAAAGAGAUAAGAAGGAAAUCCAAAUCAGGAAAUUGAGAUCUUUCUUUCAAUCUUUCAGUUCGAUCAGUGAGAUUUUGAACUCAUGGAACAAUUCUAGAGACUUACCAAUUGCAUAUGUGAGAAAGAAAUUAAGAAUGAUUUGAAGAAAUUUUCUCAAUUCCUUGAGGACAGCAAUUGUGUCUUUGAUUAAUUUUUGUUGCCUUGUUAGUCUCUACACAUUGUGAUUUCACUCUAAUCAUGGCGUUUUGUGCUGCUCGAGCGAGGACCCGCCCGCCCGCUGGUUAUAUUUUUGGAUGUGCAGUUGAUUUACGAAGGGGAGAGUGCAUAGACAAGUAGUAGUGUAAGUAUUCAUAUGUUGUAUAUUGAAUAUCUGAUUGAUGCUUCCUCCAUUACUGAGAAAGAAAACAGAUUAUUUUGUGAUUGUGUUCUUUGUACUUUGAUUCUUCUCUGAUCAGAAAUUCUUCCCAGAGAAUCUUUCUUCUUUGGUCGAUGAUAGACCUAGAGACCAUCGAUCACUACUGGGACUAAGCAAUAUGGUGCUGGAUUUGAUUAUUGUAGUUGUUAGAUUUGGGGGAUGGGUUUUUUGAAAUUCUUGUUAAUGAUCAACGAUGAUUUGAUUUCUUUUCUCAUUUGUCUACCAAUUAAUUUAUUGAUUUAUGUUGUCAUCCUUCAUUUUAUUUUAGUUCAACCAUGUGUAUUUGCAACUCUUUCAUGUAGACUUUAGUAAACAGAAGCAAAAGCCUUUUGUUUGUAUUUUUAUCCAUAAGAAUUUGUUUCCUGGGGGAAUUCUUUAAAUCUUGAGGGAGUGUCUAGGGUUGAUAUUCAUUGGGAAAAUACCAAGAAAUGGAGAAAAGAAAUGUUAACGAUGAACGCUUCCAAACGACCCAGCCUUCACAAAGCAACAUCUCUCACAUGUGCUCACAAAUCCUCAACUCCAAACUUCAACUUCAGACUGUAUUAACAACAUGUAUGCAUGCUGCAUUCCUUGUGGGAAUAAACAAUUCCUGACUCAUUUACGUUGUACAUCUUGUCCGUGUACGACUUGCUACGUACAGAGACGAAAACGUCGUUCUUCUACACCUUUAUUUUUCUCCAGACAUUAUUACCUUUGACAUUUCAAAACAUCUUGUAUUUGUUAAGCACCUUUUAUUUCAAGACUGUAAACACUUCCUUUGAAACUAAGCAUCAAUAUGAUUCUUGUAAACAGUCUGAUCAUUAUUCAUCUGUAAUGCUUUAUUCUUCAAAUCACUUGGCUCUCCAACUUUUAAGGAUUUAGAUCUCUAUUUUCUACCGAAUGUAUUUGUGUGUUACUGAUCCAGCAAUUAUAAUCCCACCUAUGUUUAUUUUCUUCAUUACGAAAUCAAACUCAUUUUGGGUCUAAACUUGUCUAUUUUUUCUGCUUUCACUUUUAGUGUCAUGUGAUAAAUUUUGCAUUAAUCUUGGUAAUUUUAUGCAUUCACAAAGCAUGUACUAUACAAGGCCAAACCUUUGCAUCUUCUAUUCAAUUAUGAUUUGGGUGCUCACUACAUUAUUGUUUACAUUGAGACAAAUGCAUAUUGUCUUCUGAAUAAAGAGGAAAAUGUUUUAAAUGAGUACAGUUCAAAAAUGGCUUUUCAUUCAAAGGUAUGUACCUUAGGAAGAGUGCUUUUGUGGAAUAGCUGUCUCUAACGAUCGAAAGACCUUGUCCAAAUUGAGCUCCCUUCCUGUAUGGUGAGACCCAGUGUUAGUUUGGCCAAGGUGCUAUGUUUAAAGCAAGGUCUUGUUAUACAUGCGUUGUGAAUGCAGGUUUAUGUAAUAACAUCUCGGUAAAUAUAUGCUGCAUUUGAUUAGACCAUGAUUCAAACCUUUGUGGAAGUAGUACUAAGACUUAGUAAAAUAUCAUUUUGUAUGUGACCGGAAGGUAUUGGUAUGUGCAUUCUAACAGGAUAUCUGACUCAAUCGUGUCAUUGGACUCAACAUGUCACCCUUGCUACUUAACCAAGUUUCAUAGCUUAAAAAUUGCUUUUCACUUUGUUUUUUCAGUGUUUCACUCUCUUUCAAAAUACUUUCAUAAUCUAUACCAAACAUAUUUCAGUCACUUUCAGGGGGCAUAUGACCAAUAGAGUAUAAUAUAUAUCUAUAUAUAUAUCUAUUAAUGCAUUUUGUUGCUUUUGUCGUCCAUGUAUAGUGAGAUAAUUUUCUAUGAAUAAAUCUAGACAAGAUAACUUCAAACAUUACAUGCAUGUUGUUGACUUUGUAUAUUCAUUUUAUUUAAUCAUGGAAUCACUCUGUCACACUUGCUUUAUAUGCACACAACAGAAUUUAACCUACACCUUUUUGCUUCUGUUAGGAUGAGUUCAAAGAGAUUGUUUCCCCCCUGUCCUUACCCAGUCAUUUCCAAUAGCCUUUCAGUAUUGGGGACAAUGAUUGUCAAAUAGGUGCUUUUACACUCAUGGUCAUCUGCACUUACCAUACCAUCAGGGCUACUACACAUACGUUGCAUAAAAAGUCAUUCAAAUAGUCAUUACUAUGUUCUAAUAUUUCCCCUCCCAUGAUUAUGUUGAUCAUGUAGAGUAGAUAAUUUGCUUCCCUUGUAUAAUACUUCGUUCAUACACAAUGUUACAUUUUCUUGUACUCAGUAUUUUAGCAGUUUGCUUUAGUCAUUAUCCUUCAAUUGAAGUGCAUGGUUGUUCAAUCUUGCCCAAAUUUGUUUAUACUCUUAAUAUAAAUUUAGGAACAACAAACCUUGGGUCUUUUAGUGAAGUCAAGCGAUGUUAAAUAUGGCUUUGAUAUUUUCUGCCAAAAUAAGAAGAAAAAAGAAUAGACACUUUUAAUGAGUGAUUUAUUCUUACUUAAUAACCUAUUGGUGCUGACACAUCAUUUUUUUUUUUUUUUUUUUGGGGGGGGGGGAGAGGUUGUAUCCAUUUAUCAUCAACUCAUUUUGGAACUAGAAUUGAACAUCCACAUCACAUCAUUGGAAGGUAAUCGACCAUGAAAAUACAUGUAUUGACAUUGUUGCUUGGUGAUUUGCUACCCUUAAUGGUAUUUUUAUCAUGAAGUCUGGUUAGUUUGUUGCUUCAGAUGGUAUAAAAAAAAGAAAGAGGACAAGAUUGCACAUAUGGAAAAACAGGCAACAGACUUUGACCAUACUUUGGGUAACAGAUAAUGAUGUUGACUGACUGAUAGAGUAUAUUUAAUAACACUGGGAAUGGUUGAAGAUUAACAUAGACCUUGUUAAUCAUUAACUUCUAUUGUCAACAAUCACUAACCAAGCCAUAUGAGUGUGUGGUAUCCAUUCUCUUAAUGUAUAUGUCUAUUAUUUCAUGCUUUCCCACCCAAACCUUAUAGAUCUUAGAGCAUAAAAUUCAACUUAUUUGUGUACAUGUUGUGUAAUGUGUUAUCAUGCCAAUGUAUACAUGAUUUGUUUUUUUUUCUUUCAAAGCCUUGUCACCAUGCACAUACUAACCCUCCCAAUCAUUUCAGGUGUACUUUGUAUUAUCAUAUUUGUUAUGCAUUUUGUUUCAAGCAUUCAAUCAUGUUCAAGUAUACAUGGAUAUACCAAAGUUGUCAGGAGCACUGACAAAUCUUCCAGAGCUUCUUUUAAAACAAAUGUAUGCUCUAUUUGAAAGUUGUGUUUUUAUUUUAUGUGAAACAGAAAAAGAGAGUAUAUAUCUUCCAGUAAGCAUCUUGACAAAAAAGAGCAUUAUCUUAUCAUAAACACCUUUUUAUAAUUUAGGUUUCUUUCCUUGAUUGAUCACUUUUAAGAAAGAACUGUAGGCCAUGAAUUUAGAUGCGGCAAAGUUUGUUCAUUUUCUUUCACUCAGAAAAUGUAUUGUUUGUGUAACUUUGAUUUAUACUUUGUAUAUUUCAGACAAUUAUUACAUCUUGACUAUCCCACCAAUUUUUUCUUAGUGUGGAAAAUAUGACAACUCAUCUUGUUUCUUUGUCUUAAGAAUAGAAAAUUAUAUUUUUAUGAUGAAAGAAGUAUAUUUAAGCAAAUGAAUUAAUAUAAAGUAUUUGUUUUAGGAUAAAUUUGAUGAAGGAAAUUCAUUUUGUCGUAUCCAGUAUAUUGUGUGUUAUAAUCAUUUCAACUGCAUGGUAAGUGUAAAAUCAUUUCCACUGCCAUAAGAAAAUGCAAAAGUUUAUGAUAAGUUUCUUACAAAUUCAUGAUUAUUUUAAGGUUAACGACUCGAAACAAAUCAUGACGAUACAUUAUUUCAGAUACUGCUUUAAGAUUUGUCCCUUUUUAUCUUCCUUUUACAGCAAUUUCGUGCAGAUAUAUAAUCUCCAAGAAUAUUUUGUAUUGUGCUUUUUCAAAAAACGACUUCUUCUGCUUUAAAUUACUUAUAUUCUCAGAAAGGGAAUAAUCCAAAUUUGUACAACUUCUAUUUGAAUGAUAAGUGCCUGAGCAAAACUUUUUUUUUUGACAGGGGUGCAUUGAUUAUGUCCCAAACCCCUUUUGUGGCUUCCCUAUUAUUAAAAGGGGGUUAUUAUAUAUGAAGAAAGAAUCAUUUGCUUUUGCAGUGCAUAUCAUUACUAUGUAUUUGUGAAUCUGUCAACAUCAUCAUAAAGCAUGAUUGGUGCAAGUUUGUAGCUCAUUUUAUAUCGGUUAAAAUCCACCGAAAAAUAGUUGAUAUCGAACGAGAUGAUUAGAUAAAUCUUCUGUUUUGUUGUAUUUACGUAUACAUGUAUAGAUCUAUAUACAUAUAAAUAUAUAUAUAUUUCUGAUGACAGUUUUUUUCUGUGUAGGUUUAAGAUGGAUUUUGUAAUUUAUGAUUGUACAAUGGUAAAUUUUUGAGAUUUUAUCAUUUGUAUCUUUUAUGGAAGCAAGACAACUUUCGUCCAGGGGCGACUUGGAGACUUUUCCCAAGAAAAUAGAGUGGGAGAGUUGGGUGAAUAAGGGUGCUAUGAUAUAGUAAUAUUUUGAAAAUAAUGGGAUAUUUUCGGAUAUGAUGAUUUGUUGUUUGUAUGCGUGUGAUAGAUUUCUUAUUUAGUGGGAUUAUGAAUGUUUUUCUUUUUUACGUAAGAUAGUAGUAGUAUUGUAAAGAUGUAAGCUCUGUGGUUAAAUGUUUUAAGUCUCAUGGCCACUUUAUGAAGAAAAAAAGAAAAAAAAGUCUUGAAGGUUUUAUGUAGGUCUUUCCUAAGUUAUUUUUAUGUUUUCUCUUUCAGUUGUGUAGUCUUAGGAGAGCACAUGAAGCUCUGUUUAAAUAUUGUUUAGCUAUUGUAUAUUCUGAGGAAACGUGGCAAAAUAUUUCUACUUCCAAGACCACAUAUUAAUACUUAAUUGUUUUCAUUUAGGUAAGCACAGUUUCUAGCAUUUCAACUGCUAGGCAAUCACUCAUUGUUUAAUUUUUCUCCUGUUUUUGUUUUUCUCUGAUUUUUUUUUCCUGAGCACUUGUACAUGAGCCAUUUACCCAUCAUCUACAUAUGUUCUUUAAACCACAUUGCAUUUAUAAAACAUUGUUGCUCUCUUUUUUUCCUCAAAUCCA
This is a messenger RNA of Strongylocentrotus purpuratus (purple sea urchin), 6991 nucleotides long. RefSeq names its product RNA-binding protein Nova-2-like. The record is from RefSeq and is a predicted model, not a curated record. NCBI's taxonomy places the organism in Eukaryota, Metazoa, Echinodermata, Echinoidea, Camarodonta, Strongylocentrotidae. The annotation marks the transcript as partial. The transcript is spliced from 2 exons. Gene Ontology annotation, molecular function: mRNA binding. Gene Ontology annotation, biological process: mRNA splicing, via spliceosome; regulation of alternative mRNA splicing, via spliceosome. Gene Ontology annotation, cellular component: cytoplasm; nucleus.